AUGGCCAGAAAGGAACUGAACAGACUAGGAGUGCUUGGCGCUACCAGUUACGUGGUAGGAUCAGUGAUCGGUUCGGGGAUUUUCGUAUCACCCAAAGGAAUACUUCAGAAUGCCGGCUCAGUGGGAUUGUCACUUAUCAUAUGGGUCCUGGCAGCUCUGCUGGCUAGUUUGACAGCGAUCAACUACAUUGAAUUGGGUACGAGUAUUCCGGAAUCGGGAGCCGAGUUUGCCUACAUUCGUUUCGUUGGAUGGACUCCAAUAGCAUUUUCAUACCUUUGGUUAGCAAGUCUCAUACAAAGUCCUUGUGCUGGAGCGACAUUGGCUCUAACGCUUGGUGAAUAUAUUGUUCAAUCGAUCGCGCCGAUUACAUGCCUCAAUUCUCAUGACAGUAGGAUUGCUGUCACUUUCUUGGCUCAUAGUAUUUUAUGUGAGUUUUUAAUUUAG
Messenger RNA from Angiostrongylus costaricensis, 444 nucleotides. NCBI's taxonomy places the organism in Eukaryota, Metazoa, Nematoda, Chromadorea, Rhabditida, Metastrongylidae. The record is from the annotation of a GenBank genome assembly.